This is a messenger RNA of Heteronotia binoei (common prickly gecko), 1548 nucleotides long. RefSeq names its product vomeronasal type-2 receptor 26-like. The transcript has 4 exons. Gene Ontology annotation, biological process: G protein-coupled receptor signaling pathway. NCBI's taxonomy places the organism in Eukaryota, Metazoa, Chordata, Lepidosauria, Squamata, Gekkonidae. Bases 1 to 1548 code for a protein of 515 amino acids. Gene Ontology annotation, cellular component: membrane. The record is from RefSeq and is a predicted model, not a curated record. Gene Ontology annotation, molecular function: G protein-coupled receptor activity.
AUGGUGACAAAGUUUUACCAGCACGCCCUGGCCUUGGUGUUUGCAGUCAAUGAGAUCAAUGAGAAUCCCAAGAUUUUGCCCAAUGCAACUCUUGGCUUCCACAUCUAUGACAGCUACAAUGAUGCGAGGAUGACUUAUCAUACCAGUCUGGGCUUGCUCUUCAAAUCACUUAGAUUUGUUCCAAAUUACAAAUGCAACCCCCAGAAAAAUGUAAUAGCUGUCAUUGCUGGACUUGAUUCUGAGGUCUCCUUCCAUGUGGCGGACAUCUUAAGGGCCUACAAGAUCCCUCAGCUCCACCAUUUUCUUCAAGGUACUUCUUUUAAUAACUCAGCUGGACAGACACUGUCCUUUAAUGAACACAUGGAAAUGAGAACUGGAUUUGAUAUAAAUAACAUGGUGACAUUUCCAAACAAGUCCUACAAUAGGGUCAAGGUUGGAAGCAUGGAUCCCAAUGCAGUUGAUGGAAAAGGAUUCAUCAUUCAUGAGGAUAUGAUUGUAUGGCACAGAACUUUUAACCAGGUGCUGCCCCUCUCUGUUUGCAAUGACUACUGCCUGCCUGGUUAUCACAAGAAGAAGAAAGAAGGGGUGAAAUUUUGCUGCUAUGAUUGUGCUCUGUGUCCAAAAGGGAAGAUUUCAGACCAGAAGGACAUGGAAGACUGCAUCAUGUGCUCAGAAGAUCAAUAUCCAAACAAAGCCCAAGUUCAGUGUAUUCCCAAGACAAUAAGCUUUCUGUCUUAUGGAGAACCACUGGGGAUCAGUUUAGCCUCUGUGGCAGUUUCUUGUACUGUAAUCACAGUUGUGGUUCAGGGAACUUUCAUCAAGCACAAGGACACUCCCAUAGUCAAAGCCAACAACCGGGAUAUCACCUACACCCUACUCAUCUCCCUUCUCCUCUGCUUCCUCUGUUCUUUGCUGUUUAUUGGACAACCUGGGAAGGUGACCUGCUUGCUCCAACAAUCUGCUUUUGGGAUUGUCUUCUCACUGGCUGUUUCUUGUGUAUUGGCCAAAACUGUCAUUGUGGUUGUAGCUUUCAUGGCCACCCAACCUGGAUCCAGGAUGAGGAAGUGGAUAGGAAAACGAGUGGCCAACACCAUCAUCCUUUCCUGUUCUCUUAUACAGACAAACAUUUGUACUUCAUGGCUAGGAACCUCUCCCCCAUUUCCAGAUUUGGACCCACAUUCAUUUACUGAAGAGAUUGUAGCUGGAUGUAAUGUAGGCUCGGUUUUCAUGUUUUAUAGUGUGUUAGGUUACAUGGGUCUUCUGUCCCUCAGUACCUUGACUGUGGCUUUCCUGGCCAGGAAGUUGCCAGAUAGUUUUAAUGAAGCCAAGUUUAUCACCUUCAGUAUGUUGAUCUUUUGUAGUGUUUGGGUGUCUUUUAUUCCAACCUAUCUGAGCACCAAAGGGAAAUACAUGGUGGCUGUGGAGAUCUUUUCUAUCUUGGCCUCCAGUAUGGGGUUACUGGUUUGUAUCUUUUCCCCUAAAUGUUACAUUAUUGUCUUAAGACCUGAACUGAACAACAGGGAACUGCUCAUAAUUAGAAAGAAUUAA